Molecule: messenger RNA, 4082 nt
Organism: Scomber scombrus (Atlantic mackerel)
Lineage: Eukaryota; Metazoa; Chordata; Actinopteri; Scombriformes; Scombridae
Gene: polr2m
Product: RNA polymerase II subunit M
Biological process (GO): intracellular signal transduction; transcription elongation by RNA polymerase II
Cellular component (GO): nucleus; intracellular anatomical structure
Molecular function (GO): transcription elongation factor activity
Source: RefSeq, a predicted model, not a curated record
CUCGCAGGGCACGAGGAAGAGACCAGCGAGGCAGGUAAAAUGUGGCCAGACAGGUCUGAUGGGAAUGCAGAGAGACAGAGAGAGCCAGAGAGAGAGGCUUGGUGGUUGCUGAGUGACUGACAAGCCUAUCAGCAAGGUGUAUUAAGAAGCAGUAAGGUGUAAUUUAAACAAUGACAUAGUUGUAUUUGAGUGUGGAACAGGUUUGCACCUGGUCAUUCUCUGACAGAGAGAGGAACCUCGGACCCUGUAGAGUCCCACCACCUCCACCACUUGACAGAGUGGAAUUUCCCUCCUCUUCCCUGGCUGGGGCCGGGGGCAGAUGGUCGCUCUGAGAGUUUGAGCAGAACUCAGGAAGGAGAGUGAGAGGAAGGGUGGGAGGAGGACAGACAGAGAGGGAGAGGAAGAGAGCCGAGGAGUGGACAGAAGAGGAGACAUGCUUCGCUACGGUUCAGGACGAACUGUUUCCACCACCACAACAGAGGACUCUCCAGAGUCUUCAAGUGAGAGGAGUAUCACACGCCUCAGGUUAACUCUCCAUGCAGGAGAUAAUGGAAACAAGGAGCCCAAAACUGCAAACACAGAUGAAAAAGAUGCGAAAAAGAUGUGGAAGAAGAAAAAUGGGCUGAUUCAAAGAGAGAGGCCAGCUGGCAGGGAGUCACCUCAGAAGCACCUCGGAGACAUGACCAAUGGGGUGCCAGAGACCUCGCUGCAUCAUCAUGGGCCCAAAGUGUACGGAGUAGUGCGGAGGACGGGCUCAGACAGACAGCAGGAAGUGAUGGCGCGAGAGUGGACGGUCAAUCACCUUCACGAUGAGAUGAAGUACAUCAGGGAGGUGAGAGAUUCUCUGGAGAAGGUGAGAGAGCGUAUGUAUGGGCAAUUUGGAGGAAUGCAGCAAUCAAUGCAGAAGCUUUCACAGGAAAUCAGGGCUGCCAAUUCACAUCGGAGGAGCCUGGGGUCAGAGGUGAAGAUCCGGACAGCAGCCAUGGAGAGCUUUGAUCAGAUGAACAGCUCCCUUAUAUCUGCUAACAUUGGCCUACAGAAAUCCGUUCUGGAGAACUGUCAGAACAGAGUGGACACAAGGGAGGAGGUGAAAAGUUUGCGCAGCACCUGUGAGAAAACACAAGAGAAACUCAGAGAUAAGGAGAGGGAGCUGGCUGCUGCCCAGGCUGAAAACCAGACUUUGAGACUCCAGGUGGAGUCUUCACAGGAGGUCCACAGUCAGGCGCUGCAGGAACUCUCAGCAACGCUUCAGAGGGAGUAUGAAGAAAAGCUGCUGGAGGAGCAACUGAAACACAGGGAGGAGAUUGAAAACCUACAGGCUCAACUUGAUGAGUAUAUCAGGCGGCUGGAGGCAGCAGAGAGGAAUAUCAGGACUGCAGAGGCCAAGAUAUCCGAGAGGGAUCAGAGGAUCAAUGAACUUGAGCGUCUACUAGACUGUAUGGGAAAAGAAAAGACUCAACUUCAAAGGAAACUGCAAGAAUGUGAACAGCGUCUCCGCUUGAUGGAGUUGGAAGACACAACUGAUUCAACUGUAGCCCAAAGGUCCAAAGUGCUGCAAAGUGAAGCUGUGGAUCUCCGCGAGAGAAUCAAACAUUUGAACGACAUGGUGUUCUGCCAGCAGAGGAAAGUCAAAGGAAUGAUCGAGGAGGUUGAAACACUUCGAGCUCAAGUUGCUCAGAAAGAUAUGUUCAUCUCAGAGCUUCUGGACAGAAUUGCAAUAGUGGAGUGUGAGAAUAAUGAAUUAGAAGACAAGCUGAAGUAUUUUAUGUCUACACAGACUAAUAGGCCACGAGAGGUUUUGGAAACCAGGGAGAUAGGAGUGGGCUGCGAUUUGCUCCCCAGAGGUAAAGCAAAAAGGCAUGAUGUUGAAACUCCUGUUCAGUGUAAAUCAUCUCAUCUCCGUCCCAUACAACACCCACCACCUGUUCAACAUCCGUCCCCCGUACAACCUUCGUGCCCUGUACAACCUUCAUCACCCAUACAACCUUCAUCACCCAUACAACCUCCAUGCCCAUUACAACCUUCAUUCUCUACACAACCUCCCUCUCACACACAACGUUCUGCCCCCACAUCUCCCAUUCAACAUCCAUCUUUCUAUCAAACAACGCUGACACCGUCAAGGACUUUCAUAUCUAACAACCCUCCGCCCAGCAGGCUGGAAUCCAGUUUACUUCGAUACACUCCUGUUGAGUACAGCCGCUUCCUGCAGUCCCACCCCUCAGUACCCAGUGGAUCCUUCUCCUACACCCGUCCAUCUGAAUCUGAACCUCCUGUGAGCAGCAGAGACAAGGCUAACGCUGAAACAAACUUGGACAUAAGCUCAAGUCCAGAAGAAUCCACUUCGCCCCCGUCCAAUUCUCGAGCAAGGUCAAGACCACCUCAAGUUUAUACACCGUUCAUGAAACAUGGAAAUAACAGCAAAGAUAAACAUAGACUAACAGUGAUGUCUUCGUCGUGGACAGAGCGCCAGGGACAGGUGGGAGACCUGAGACACCAGAGCCGAGAAGAGCUCCAAGAACUGCUGCUCCGACAGGACAAGAUCCUCUCCAACAAAAGAUUAUUACAGACUCUUCCUGACAAAGGGAAAAAGAUACGAGAAUUUGCAGAGAGGCUGCGCCUAACCAUUGAACAUUACGAUGAAGAAGAGAAGAAACAACAUUUGGUGUCUGCUGCCAGGACAGAGCUACAGUCCAAGUACCAGCAGGCUUUCACUAUGCAACAACGUGCUGUCCAGAAUGCUCCAGCAGCCGGGCAGAGUGAGGCUACUGCAGGCAGCACGGUACAGGAGAAGGAGACAUCACCUGUCUCAACUCAAGUGCAGGAAAACCACACUUUGGACCAGCAACAAGAGCAGUUUGUCUCCAGAGCAGCUGCUGUUGAAACCAUGGAGACGGUUGCUGCUGGGGCCUCUCUGAACUCGGAUGGGACAAUACAGGGUGACCUUGUGGAGGCCUUAGAAAGGGUCAGACUGUCUGAAACUGCUAGGACUGGUUUCAGAAGUGAGACCACAGACCCGUUAAAGAGUACAGCAAGAGACAGUGACUCUCUCAAAAAGCAGGUGUCAAAAAAAUCUCACUAUGUCACUGUCCUGGAAAAAACAGAGAAGAUUUCAGCCUCCGGGAAGCAAAAAUUCAAACCAAAUGUGCUGCCCCACAGAAGUGACAACUCUCCUUCAGGAUCCUCGUCACCCAGCCAGUCUUCUUUGGGCUCAUCAACGCUCUCCGCACAGGCCAGGAUGGAGCGGGACAAAAAACACCUGGAUGACAUCACUGCCGCAAAACUCCCUCCUCUCCACCAUAGCCCAGCUCAGCUUCUGUCUCUGCAAGAGUCGGCCAUCCUCCUAAAAGAGCAGGCAAAGAAACAGCAGGAGUUGCAGGCCAAGCUGGCAGCCCAGAAACUGUCUGAGGGAUUGAAGAUCUCUAUGGGGAGCUACACUCCUGACGGUGGCCCCAUGGCUGCCUACAGAGAGGUUCACGAUGAAGGAGCCCAGCUCUCCUCAGAGGAAGACUGAUCCUGGAAGGCCAGAGCUGGGGAAACCAGUGUGACCUCGGCCUCUUGGGGAAGCAGGCUUUGGACCUCACGAUCAGAGCCCAUCAAACAGGAUUUUCACUCCAAGGACAGGAAUUCUUAAGAGAGGGAAAGGGUCUUUGCCUGGUGUGAAGGCGUAGUUGGUAUCCCAGACUCAGCUCAGGGAAUUGAAUGGCAGGUUGAAAAACUAGCUUUCUUAAUUGUCAGUCAGUUUGUUUCGGGUUCAGUUGUUUCUUGCAUGGUUGCUACCUGCAGUUGAGUUAACACUCUUGGAUGCUAAAUUUUAAAUAAGCAUCAUGAGGGAAAUGCUCCCUAUCCUAUACUGAAACUGAUGAUAUUACAGCUUUCUUGGCCUGAGAGUAUUGUAUGUUGAAAUUCUUAUUUCAGUGUGUUAAUAGUUAAAUGCACUUAAAGCUCAUCAGCCGGUGGGUUAGACUGUUUUGGCACAAUGGCGACUGUUCACAGCUUUGUCUAAAGAAUAGACAUGAGCCAGCAGACAUCUAAAUAUUACAUGAUGUGUAACAGAACUGAAUAAAUGCAUCUGAUUUCUCAAA